AGACAAUUCCUUCAUCAGACCCUUGGCCCUCAUACCUGCUGGACUUGGGAGUCUGACUGGUUAUUCAUCUCUGUUCUUUUGGGAAGAGGGGGUUGAUUUGGGACUUUGGGGUACACAGAGACGGAGGGGCUCCCCCAUCCUUCCACCUAGCAUCCGAUGCGGCCUCAUCUCCUGCAUGGACUCUCUGGGGUCUCUGUCACCCUAAUCUGUGUGGCACUCCUCUCAGUGAGACACAGGACUCCAGGGCUCAGUGGGACAGGCCCUGGGGAGAACAGCUCCAGGCCAGGGGCCCUGGCACUCACAGAGAUCUACAUUGCUGUCAAGACGACCCAGAGCUUCCAUAGGUCCCGACUACAGCUGCUGCUGGACACUUGGAUCUCAAGGGCAAGGAAGCAGACUUACAUCUUCACGGAUGGAGAAGACCAGGGCCUCCAGGAGAAACUAGGGCCUCACCUCGUGGUCACAAACUGCUCUGCUGAGCACAGUCAUCCAGCCUUGUCCUGUAAGAUGGCAGCAGAGUUUGACGCUUUCCUGGCCAGUGGACUGAGUUGGUUCUGCCACUUGGAUGAUGACAAUUACCUGAACCCAGAGGCCCUGCUGACGCUCCUGUCCUCCUUCUCACCCACCUGGGAUGUAUACGUUGGGAAACCUAGUCUGAACAGGCCCAUCAAGGCUUCAGAGCCAAUGCCCAACAACCAGAUGAGGCCAGUACAAUUCUGGUUUGCUACAGGUGGAGCUGGCUUCUGUAUCAACCGAAAGUUGGCCAGGAAGAUGGUACCAUGGGCCAGUGGCCCCAAUUUCCUGAGCACCUCCACCAGGAUCCGACUACCUGAUGACUGCACUGUGGGUUACAUCGUUGAGUGCAAGCUGGGGCGCCGCCUGCUCCCCAGCCCUCUAUUCCACUCCCAUCUGGAGAACCUGCAGAUUCUUGGGGCUUCCCAGCUCCCAAAUCAGGUCACUCUCAGUUAUGGAGUCUUUGAGAAGAAACUCAAUGCCAUUGACCUGGAGGGUCCCUUCUCUCCACAAGAAGAUCCCUCCAGAUUCCGAUCCCUCCAUUGUCUCCUCUAUCCCGACACCACCUGGUGCCCACAGCAGGCCACUCAGUGACUCGUGACACCUCCUUCUUGGGACAAAGGCCAAGAGAGGCCUUUGGUUACUGUCACUUACAGAGUAUCCGAGGGUCG
Messenger RNA from Trichosurus vulpecula (common brushtail), 1184 nucleotides. RefSeq names its product MFNG O-fucosylpeptide 3-beta-N-acetylglucosaminyltransferase (gene MFNG). Gene Ontology annotation, cellular component: membrane. The transcript has 8 exons. The coding region runs from base 157 to 1107 and encodes 316 amino acids. Lineage: Eukaryota; Metazoa; Chordata; Mammalia; Diprotodontia; Phalangeridae. Gene Ontology annotation, biological process: regulation of Notch signaling pathway. Gene Ontology annotation, molecular function: O-fucosylpeptide 3-beta-N-acetylglucosaminyltransferase activity. The record is from RefSeq and is a predicted model, not a curated record.